Molecule: messenger RNA, 492 nt
Organism: Necator americanus (New World hookworm)
Lineage: Eukaryota; Metazoa; Nematoda; Chromadorea; Rhabditida; Ancylostomatidae
Exons: 2
Coding region: 1-492 (163 amino acids)
Source: RefSeq, a predicted model, not a curated record
AUGGAUUACGCCUGCACACCGAUGAAUGUAAACAGUUGCCAUCAAUUCAUUGAACGAGUGCCUGUGGUCGACCCCCAUCACCAACAAAGUCGACGUGCAAGUCUAAUUGUCUGCAGUUCGACCUAUCACGGAUCGGAGAUUCGUGCAGCACCGUCUGCAGUGAUAGAGAAAAUCGACUGCACGAAAAGGAAGCUGCUUAGACGGCUUCUUGCCUACCUUUGGGGUGGGGUACGCCACAAUGAAGAUCUAUACGCGGAAGUCGAUGUGAUGUACCUGCGAAUGACACAGAAAAGUCAACAUUUGACUCCGCCGUCGAAAGUGGCCACAGAAGACCGUCUUCGGUUCUUCGGUCACAUUAUGUGGAGACCGACUUGUCCAAUGUGUUCUGAGGAUUCUCCCAGAUUUAAAUUGGAAGAAGUCACCUGGCCGGAAAAGGAAGUUCUAGUGAAAAAGGACUUGAAGACACUCGGCGUGGAUAGGCAAUUCAGGUGA